Pyricularia grisea is the source of this 1392-nucleotide messenger RNA. RefSeq lists its product as uncharacterized. The transcript is spliced from 3 exons. Gene Ontology annotation, biological process: protein import into peroxisome matrix. The record is from RefSeq and is a predicted model, not a curated record. Gene Ontology annotation, cellular component: peroxisomal matrix; cytosol. Lineage: Eukaryota; Fungi; Ascomycota; Sordariomycetes; Magnaporthales; Pyriculariaceae. Bases 1 to 1041 code for a protein of 346 amino acids. Gene Ontology annotation, molecular function: protein binding.
AUGAGUGCCCCUAUGCUUGAGUUCCGGACGCAGGGCUUCAACCCCUACGCCGUCAAAUAUUCGCCCUAUUAUGACAACCGAAUAGCCGUUGCGAGCUCUGCAAAUUAUGGCAUCGUCGGCAAUGGAAGGGUAUAUGCCCUGGGUCUGACUGCCGCGGGUGUACAGGUGGAAAAGACGUUUGACACCAACGAUGCUCAGUAUGAUUUGGCAUGGUCUGAACUCAAUGAAAAUCAGCUCAUUGUGGCCUGCGGUGAUGGAUCCAUCAAGCUGUUCGAUUUAGGCGUCAACGACUUUCCCGUCAUGAAUUUCCAUGAACACAAAAGGGAAACCUUCUCGGUGUGCUGGAACUCGGUCACCAAAGACACAUUUCUAUCAAGCUCAUGGGAUGGGACCGUCAAACUUUGGUCACCAACCCGAAAUAACUCACUCAAGACGCUGCCGAUAGGCAACUGCACAUAUAGCGCGUCUUUCUGCCCUCUCAACCCCUCUCUCAUCUCUGCCGUGUCGACAGACUCGCACCUCCGCCUGUUCGACCUCCGCACGCCGGUAUCGGCCAAGUACCACCAGGUGGCGGCCAUCCCAGUCCACGGAGGGCCGCAACCGUCUCCCCCUGCCGAGAUAUUGACGCAUGACUGGAACAAGUACCGCGAUACCAUCAUCGCGACCGGCGGUGUCGACCGUAUCCUGCGCACUUUUGACAUUCGCGCCGGUGUCAACUCGGUCGGCCCCAUCUCGGUCAUGCAUGGCCACGACUUCGCCGUGCGCCGGCUGGCCUGGAGUCCGCACUUCAGCGACCUGCUCGUCAGUGCCAGCUACGACAUGACGGUACGUCUGUGGUCCGACGGCUCGACUCAGCAGCCCGGUGCUCUACCAGGUGCGCCGCCGAUCGCGGCUCAGGGCAGACAGUUGGGACUGAUGAACCGUCACACCGAGUUCGCUACCGGCCUUGACUGGUGCUUGUUUGGCGCCGGCGGCUGGGUUGCAUCUUGUGCCUGGGAUCAGAGGGUGUUAUUGUGGGACGCAAAUGCGUUCCUCAGGUAACCAGUGUCUGUCGUGACUUGACCGGGCAGCCUCAUACGAUGUCUUUUCUAUACAAGGACGGUUUGUUUUAUUUGAGGAUAUUUCAGGGCAUCCGCGCUUGAUAUCAUACCCAUAAACCAGCGAUAUCUCCAAAAGCGCAAAGCCGAUAUGAGUUGAAUUGUAUAUGUAAUAGUUUUUUUUUGGGGGGCUUCUUGGGAUUUUGGAAAUACCACUGAAUCGAUAAAAUUGGUUUGCUUUGUGCACUGAUGCAUUCAUGACUGUUUAGUGACUUUGUCACAGAUGGUGCGCCGGCGAUUCGGUUUGACCCAUUCAUCAGUCAACACUGUUUCUUGAUGCUCGGUCAACCAAAUA